AUGUUCACCUCCGGCGGCGGCGGCAGCGGCGGCGGCGGCAGCAGCAAGCCUCUCGCUUUCUCCAUCGACCGGAUUAUGGCCAGGACACCUGAGCCCAAGUCGAUACCGCUCCCCAGCUGGUUCCAGUCCGCUCCCGCGGGGAAACCCGACGCCUGUCCGUCCUCGCUGCAUUGUAUGAUCCCGCUGGUGCCGCUCGGGUACGAGCCGGGCCACCGGCUCAGCAUCACCGGGCUGGAUCCGGGACACUUCGACGCUGCGUCUUCUCUCGGCGCUCCCGCAGAUUUUCUGGGUUUAGGGUUGAACUAUAAGAGCCAGCAGGAGGACUCCUCCGCCGGGAGUCACAGCGGCGGCCAGUACAAACUCUUCAGACCCCGGGUGGUGAACCAGUCCUUCCCCGCCAUGGGCACCGUGUGCUACCUGAACUGCGGCGGGGACAGCGGCGCGUGUCCCCCGCCGGCCGGCCUGGUGAACCUGCACCCGAUGGCCUCGUACCUGCUCUCCGCGCGGCACAAAGCCUUCAUGGCGGAGAAAAGCAAGCAGGGCCUGCAGCCGGCCGGGGACCGGUACCCGGGCUCCGGCGUGCAGGCCUUUAAGGAGCUGUCUCCGAGCCAGAUCCAGCACUACAUGAAGGAGCGGGACCACAUCCUCACCGAGAAGAUCUUCAAGGGCUCCGCGGCGGCGGCGGCGGCGGCCCGGCUCGGGGGCUCGUGUCCCGGCAACAAGCCCAAAGUGUUUACCUGCGAGGUCUGCGGCAAGGUGUUUAACGCGCACUACAACCUGACCCGCCACAUGCCCGUGCACACCGGCGCGCGGCCGUUUGUGUGUAAAGUGUGCGGGAAAGGAUUCCGACAGGCGAGCACGCUGUGCCGACACAAAAUCAUCCACACUCAGGAAAAACCGCACAAGUGUAACCAGUGUGGGAAAGCCUUCAACCGCAGCUCCACCCUCAACACGCACACACGCAUCCACGCCGGGUACAAACCCUUCGUCUGCGAGUUUUGCGGGAAAGGAUUUCAUCAGAAAGGAAACUACAAGAACCACAAGCUGACGCACAGCGGCGAGAAGCAGUUCAAGUGCUCGAUCUGCAACAAGGCCUUCCACCAGGUGUAUAACCUCACCUUCCACAUGCAUACGCACAACGAAAAGAAGCCCUUCACCUGCCCCACAUGCGGCAAGGGCUUCUGCAGGAACUUUGACCUGAAGAAACACAUCAGGAAGCUGCAUGACCUGGCCGGGCAGCAGUCGCCCCCGCAGGCCUGA
Molecule: messenger RNA, 1260 nt
Organism: Perca flavescens (yellow perch)
Lineage: Eukaryota; Metazoa; Chordata; Actinopteri; Perciformes; Percidae
Gene: fezf1
Product: FEZ family zinc finger 1
Exons: 4
Coding region: 1-1260 (419 amino acids)
Biological process (GO): regulation of transcription by RNA polymerase II
Cellular component (GO): nucleus
Molecular function (GO): DNA-binding transcription factor activity, RNA polymerase II-specific
Source: RefSeq, a predicted model, not a curated record